Messenger RNA from Drosophila mauritiana, 2057 nucleotides. RefSeq lists its product as uncharacterized. Gene Ontology annotation, cellular component: plasma membrane. The coding region runs from base 92 to 2041 and encodes 649 amino acids. The record is from RefSeq and is a predicted model, not a curated record. Gene Ontology annotation, biological process: engulfment of apoptotic cell; phosphatidylserine exposure on apoptotic cell surface; apoptotic process involved in development. The transcript has 3 exons. NCBI's taxonomy places the organism in Eukaryota, Metazoa, Arthropoda, Insecta, Diptera, Drosophilidae.
UCAGUAUCGCCGUGGAUUUCGCAAGCUACAGAUGUAAGGAACGCAUUUACCAAACCAGAUUCAAAGGGGAACUCCCAUCCGAAGUGGAAUCAUGACCGACACGGUGGUCCAUGCGGCCACUCCUCCGCCUCACAUACUUGGCUACACCGUUCGUAGUCGCACGCGCAUCUGGGUUUCGUACAUAGUGCCCACUUGUCUUGGGCUGCUGGUGUACAUCGUUCAAACAGCCUCGGAUUUGGCCCUGAGCUACCAGCACUUCAGCCAGAAGGAGCCGGCACUGGGAGCUGGCACCCUGGUCCUGGUGAUCCUACCCCCCGUGAUCACUUUCAUCCUGGUGGCGGCUUCCAAGGAACAGAGGGAUUGCGCCUGCUCGGAACGCAAUAAAUGCGUUGUCCUUGGCAUGGGACUGCUCAAGUUGUUUCUGUUCCCCUUCUUUGUGAUCUUCAGGUUCUGUACGCGCUUGUUUUGGGCCAUCGAGGGACUCUUCCACGACGACGACGAUGUGGAGCGCAUGAAGUGCUUGGCCAAGGCCACACAAACCUCCAACAUUGAGUUGUAUCUAUUUGUUCAGGCCUAUGCCCAGGCAGCUCCACAAAUCAUUCUCCAGCUGUACCACAUGCUCGUCCAGGAUAUGUUCCGCAAUUAUGAGACCUCUGCUGUUCAAUCCUUAUCGCUGGUAUUCUCAGCCAUUGAUCUGGCUGCCAUAACCACCAGUUAUCAUAGGAUGGAAAGCCAGCGGCGGGUGGGUCGCCAUUACCCCUGGGCCACUCCGCAACAGGUGGACAGCCAUCGAUGUCAGCUGGAGCAGAAUGAACGCCUAUGCUGUGAGGCUGAGCGGAAAAAGCGCGAGUCCGAGCGCACCAUCACCAGUUUCCCGGAAUCCGACAAGAUAAUGGAGAACUUUCGGGCCCGCAAGUCAUUGCCCAACUCAGGUGAGGCCACACAUGAGCUGCAUAUUCAGGGAGAAGAUGAGGUGGACAACGAUGCACUGGAGCAACUGGAAACGCGAGCACUACUGCACUCCGGGCCGAUAGAUAAUGCUACCGAUGAGGAGAAGAUACAGGGAACAAGGCCCAGGCUGAAAGUGCGAUACGAGGAUCUGGGGGACUUGGACACCAUCGAGGUGUUGGACAGCAUACCCGAGACACCAGCUCCUCCACCGCCGCCGAAAACUGCACCACCAGAAUUACCCGUUCUGAAGUCAACCGAGGAAGAUCCUCCAACUCCCGACUUGCGACGAACCAUGUCGGACAAUGAGCAUCGAAAGAGCCGUCGGGUCACUAGACCCCUGUCCCAACUGGAAACCUUCAAAGACAUGCUGCUGGUUAAUGCCCAACUGUACAUCAAAGAGAAUGUCCCACAUCCGCCCAAGCUCCUCAUGGGCAGGCUCAAAGACGAGGAUCCCGAGGAGCACACUGUUCUCAUUCCCCAAUCACCCAAACCAUCACCUCUAACUCCCAAGGACGUGGUGGACUUUUAUUUCCCGCGACCCACCAAAAUAGUGAAUGGAAUCCAACAGGAUGAUUUCGCGGGCAGGACGGUGUCCUUCUUCGGAUGGAUUGCCUUUAUCACCAUGAGAAUGCUUUCGUUGUCCACUUUCUGUGUCUUCUAUCCGAAGGCAUUCUUCAUCUUGGUGGGCGUACACUAUGCCCUGAUGCUGGGCUGCCUGGCAUUGGAAACCCGUUGUCGUGGUAGUUGGAGUCGAAGCCUGUUCCUACUUCUUCUCGCCUACAUCUAUAUAUUUGUGUUAAUGGAAUUCCGGGUGUCCUUCAAGAACAUUCGAUUGUGGUAUGGUGGAUACCUGGUGCUCAAGCUCGUCGAGAACAUUACCAUAUCGUCCAUUUGGUAUGCAAACGAGGAGUUUGAGUCCUGGUGGUUCGGUUUCAUCUGGGAGUGGAUCGUUUACAGUGGAAUACUAUUUCUGGCCACUUUAAUCGUUUACUACUGUAUACUCCGACCCAAGGAAGUAUCGCUCAUCGUGGAGGACGAUUCCCCGCAAAGGGAUCAACAGGAAAGUCCUGGGGACCAGGCCGUUGCCUAGCAAUUUCCGGCUAGUU